ACCAUCCCCCAAAUUCAUUUUCACUGCAUCUUCUUCUCUUUAGCUCACUGGCUCUCCCAACAAUGGAAGCUUUCACCUUGCUCAAAUACUGGAGAGGUGGUGGUACUGCUCUCACCCUUCCAUCUCCCUCUGACACCACCACCAUUUCUAACACCACCACCAUCCUCACCUCCGUAACUCCAAACGAAAACACUAUCGAAAGCAGCGACGACGACGACGAAGGUCCUUUCUUCGACUUAGAGUUCACUGCACCCGAAUAUGACGAUGCUUCUGAAGAAACCAACCAGCAACAAAGAGAAGAAGAAUAUGAUGAUGAUGAUGAUGAAGAAGAAGAAGAAUCUGAUGGCGGUGAUGAGAAUGAGAAUGAGUUUAAGAUAACACUAUCCCCUUCAAGCAACGAAUUACGAAAUGAUGCAAAUCUUUCACUGUCUUCUUCAGAGGAUUUAUUCAAGUUAGUACAAAUGAAACCUUCUUCGUUCGUUCUCAACAACCCUUCCGAACCUAACUCCAAACCUCAGUUCACUACUUCAUUGUUGAAAUCCGCAACUAAGUUUCGUGUAUUCAUAUCUGGACUUAAGAAACCUAAAUCCGAUUCUGUUUCACAGAAGAAACAAAAACCAGAGAGAAUCAAAUUCAAAGUUGAAGAAGUUCCUAUUGUGUCACUUUUCACUAGAGAUAACAGUUCCAAAGGAAACAACAACAAUAACAAAUCUCAAUCGAAUCAGAAUCAGAAACAAGAAGCAUUAUCACCUUUGGAAGAGAAACGGUUCUCCAAGGAAGUAGUUAUGCAUAAGUAUUUGAAAAUGGUGAAGCCUCUUUACGUUAGAGUUUCUCGUAGAUACGGUGAAAAAGUAGGGAAGUUUGUUUCAACUUCAAAUUCAAAUUCAAAUUCAAAUUCCGGUGAAAAAGUUGAAGCAGAAAUAGCCAGGGAAGGUGAAACCGUUGCUGAAACUGAAAAUGUGGAAACAAAUGCGAAGAGUCAGAAACAGGGGAAUAUUCCGGCAGGGCUUAGAGUUGUGUAUAAGCAUUUAGGUAAGAGCCGUUCGGCGUCGUCGGCAGUGGCGGCUUCUCCGCCGGCGUUUGUGUCGUCGAAACGCCGUGAUGAUUCGUUGUUGCAGCAGCAAGAUGGAAUUCAAGGAGCAAUUUUACAUUGCAAGAGAUCCUUCAAUGCCUCCAGAGAGUGUGAAUCUUCUCAACUACCACGUUCUGUGAGCGAUCCAUUGCGUGAGAUAUCACCAGAAUUGUUGACAAGGAUAUCUAAUGACAAGCGCCUUUCAGAUUAUUUUGCAGUGCAAAGUGGAGAGAAAUAGCCAAACAAGAAACUUGAGAUGAAGAGAAAGCUGAUUAGUCUUUUGUUUUCUUUCUUCAAUGCCUUUUUUUUUUUUUAGUUCCUUGGUAGUGUAAAAACUGUAAAGCUCUUCUUUCCGAUAAAGUGAAGGAAGUAUCAGAUCUUUUUUUUUUUCUGUAAGUAGUGUAAGUUUAAUUUAAUGUACUAUAUUUAUCUAUCUAUCCUUCAAAAGAAAAAUAAUAAUGUAUGGGUUUUGUAGUAGCUAGCCAGCUGCUAUUCUGAUUAAUAGGUACCCUAACAACCACAAGAGAAAAUUGUUGUUUUGGUAGCAGCAUUCAA
Molecule: messenger RNA, 1627 nt
Organism: Cicer arietinum (chickpea)
Lineage: Eukaryota; Viridiplantae; Streptophyta; Magnoliopsida; Fabales; Fabaceae
Product: probable membrane-associated kinase regulator 2
Cellular component (GO): plasma membrane
Source: RefSeq, a predicted model, not a curated record